AAGAAACAAAUUCCCUUUUGUUUGUUUGACAGUUAUCACUUACCUCCUCUUGUCUUUGCUUAUUCUUCUUCUUUGAAUUUCUGUCCGUGGGUGUCGUUGAAUUCAGAGAGAGAUUUUCCAUUGAAUCUCUAUUUCUGCCUUCAAUUGCUUUAACAAGAAUGGAAAUAAAUUUGGGAAAACUCGCAUUUGACAUUGAUUUUCAUCCAUCAGACAAUCUUGUCGCUGCAGGACUCAUUACCGGUGACCUUCACCUAUACCGUUAUAGCUCUGAUGGCGUCCCGGUGAGGCUGUUGGAAGUUCAUGCUCACACUGAGUCUUGCAGGGCUGCUAGAUUCAUCAACGGUGGACGAGCACUUUUGACAGGUUCUCCGGAUUGCUCGAUUCUGGCUACGGAUGUGGAAACUGGAUCUACCAUUGCUCGUCUUGAUAAUGCCCAUGAGGCUGCGGUCAAUAGAUUGGUAAACUUGACCGAGUCAACCAUUGCCUCCGGGGAUGAUGAAGGUUGUAUUAAGGUAUGGGAUACCAGAGAACGCACUUGUUGCAAUUCAUUUGAUGUCCAUGAAGAUUACAUUUCAGACAUGACUUUUGUAUCUGAUGCAAUGAAACUGUUGGCAACAAGUGGAGAUGGGACUCUGUCUGUUUGCAAUCUUCGAAGAAAUAAAGUCCAAGCUCAAUCUGAAUUUUCUGAAGAUGAACUAUUGUCUGUUGUUUUAAUGAAGAAUGGUAGGAAAGUUGUAUGCGGAUCACAAACUGGAAUCCUUCUAUUGUAUUCAUGGGGAUGCUUCAAGGAUUGCAGCGAUCGAUUUAUUGAUCUCUCUCCAAACUCUAUUGAUGCUAUGUUGAAGCUUGAUGAAGAUAGGAUUAUUACUGGAUCAGAGAAUGGGAUUAUCAACUUGGUUGGGAUAUUACCAAACAGAGUCAUCCAGCCAAUUGCAGAGCAUUCAGAAUAUCCUGUUGAGCGACUUGCGUUCUCUCAUGAUAGGAAGCUCCUUGGCAGUAUUGCACAUGAUCAAAUGUUGAAGCUAUGGGACUUGGAUAAUAUACUACAAGGUUCAAGAAGCACACAAAGAAAUGAAGCUGGAGUGGUUGACAGUGACAGUGAUGAGAUGGAUCUAGAUGAUGAUCCUUCUAAGUUUGGUAAAGGGAACAAGACAAAGAGUGCAAGUAAUGGGCAUGUCCUAGGUGAUUCAAACAACUUCUUUGCAGAUUUAUAGGAGAUUGUGGAUGCAACUUUGUUCAAGUGUGAUAACCCAAUUAGAAACACUUGCAAGUGGGAUUUCCUGAUCAAUAUCUUCAAGUUCAAGGCGCCCUCUCCAAAAAUGUAUACUUAAUUAAAGGCCUUGUCCCGUGGAUAGCUUUUCGGUGUGUUAUGUCAUUUUUUUUUCCUCCACCAAUAUAUGAAAGUAAUUGUUAAGACUUUUGGACACUCUUGAAAUAAACUAUGGUGAUAAUUACAUUUAUGUUAAGUUAUGAAAUAUAAUAAUCA
Gastrolobium bilobum is the source of this 1486-nucleotide messenger RNA. RefSeq names its product WD repeat-containing protein 55. Lineage: Eukaryota; Viridiplantae; Streptophyta; Magnoliopsida; Fabales; Fabaceae. The record is from RefSeq and is a predicted model, not a curated record. The transcript has 15 exons. Bases 159 to 1214 code for a protein of 351 amino acids. Gene Ontology annotation, molecular function: protein binding.